Messenger RNA from Ziziphus jujuba (common jujube), 1201 nucleotides. Its product is annotated as vesicle transport protein GOT1. Bases 440 to 862 code for a protein of 140 amino acids. The transcript is spliced from 7 exons. Gene Ontology annotation, biological process: retrograde transport, endosome to Golgi; endoplasmic reticulum to Golgi vesicle-mediated transport. The record is from RefSeq and is a predicted model, not a curated record. NCBI's taxonomy places the organism in Eukaryota, Viridiplantae, Streptophyta, Magnoliopsida, Rosales, Rhamnaceae.
UAGGCUUGCGCAUUAAGCAAUCGAACUGUCUAUAUUCCAAUUGGUUAAAUUACAUCAUCACCGCGUAACUGAAUUCUUUCCUUAUAAACGUCGUCGCUGAAGCACCCUGAAAAUACCGAUAACUCUUUGCCGUGUCCGUCACGCGCCUUCUCUCUCUCCCUCUCUCUCUCAAGGUUCUCCAUCUUUUCAACUUCAACUCUCCAUUUCCAUUCUGUUUGGUUGCUGAGAAACACAGGGAAAGCUUGCAGAAAAAAAAUCUAACAAGAAAUUUCUCGUUUUCUUCGCGACCGGUUUGGGCCUUGGAUCUCUCUUCUGGUGCCUUAAUCGUACUGUUCGAUUCGGAUUUUCGUCUUCGAUUUUCGGAUCCACAUCUUCUACGGUCUUAAUUUUCGGAAUUGAACUUCGAAUUUUAAUUUCCUUUAAGUGAAUCGUCGGCAAAAUGGUUUCGUUCGAAAUGAAUGAUCGGAAAAAGAUUGGACUAGGAUUGACAGGAUUUGGCAUUUUCUUCUCAUUCCUGGGAAUUAUCUUCUUCUUUGAUAAGGGAUUACUUGCCAUGGGAAAUAUCCUCUUCUUGUCAGGGGUGACACUUACCAUUGGACUAAAGUCCACUAUGCAAUUCUUUAUGAAACCUCAAAAUUUCAAGGGGACGAUUUCAUUCGGCAUUGGCUUCUUUUUAGUUGUUAUAGGAUGGCCAAUUUUUGGCAUGAUCUUGGAGACAUAUGGGUUCAUCGUGCUUUUCAGUGGCUUCUGGCCAACACUGGCAGUUUUUCUUCAGAAGAUACCUAUUCUUGGUUGGUUUAUCCAACAGCCAUAUGUUAGAUCGUUCUUUGAUCGUUACCGAGGUAGACGUGUGCCUGUGUGAUCGGUGGAACUUCAAACGCAUCAAACAAUUUGUAGAUUGCUCCACGUGUAAAAUACUGUCAAAUGGAGAAAUAGUACCUUGCUAAUUCAGUUCACUGUAGAAACUGAUUUCUCAUCCUCAGGGUGAGCUUUUAUCUUUUGUGACAAAAAGAAGAGGGAAAAAAAAAAAAAAAAAAGGAGAGAGAUAGAAAUAGAAAAAGAAAAAGAUAUGAGCUUUUUGUAGUAUGCUGCUGUUUGUUGAUUUUUUUUCAUAGCCAGGCUUUGCUGAAUGGAAAAUUGUUUUUUGAAGCAGACGUGGAUAGUUUUCUGAAAAUACAGAAUAGAUUCGACCGACUUAAAA